Molecule: messenger RNA, 810 nt
Organism: Sinocyclocheilus grahami
Lineage: Eukaryota; Metazoa; Chordata; Actinopteri; Cypriniformes; Cyprinidae
Product: cerebral cavernous malformations protein 2 homolog
Exons: 3
Coding region: 1-408 (135 amino acids)
Biological process (GO): vasculogenesis; heart development
Source: RefSeq, a predicted model, not a curated record
AUGGAUGCAAAGUCGCUGAAAUUUGUCACAAAUUGUUAUGGUCAAACUGUUGUUGUCGUCAGGGACCUACAACUUCCCCCCUCCCCCAAAAAUACACAGCUGCUUGCAGAAUAUUUAAAUGGACUGCGGCCUUUCAUUCCUGAGAAGGACAGCCAGCACUUUGAGAACUUUUUGGAAACCAUCGGCGUGAAGGACGGCCGCGGCAUCAUAACGGACAGCUUUGGGCGUUACAAACGCACGACAAGCUCUGCGUCAGACUCCACCACUAAUGGAAACGGUGCUGCGGGUGGUUCGGGUGAAGGAACGGCCACCUCUGAGGGCGACGAAUGGGACCGCAUGAUUUCAGACAUAAGCAAUGACAUUGAAGCGUUAGGAAGCAGUAUGGACCAGGACGGCGUGUCGCCUUGAUGUCACGGCACUGGGUCAGUGUCUCGCAGUGUGCUUUAGCCAAUCACCACUUGAGAUAAUCACACGGGCCAUUGGCCCAUAUUGCUGUCCAUCCAAUCUGACAAUGCUGGAGUUGGGAUACUGUGUGGAUACCACUUCCUGGCCAUCAUCCUUACUUUUAUAUAUUGUGCCAUAUUAACACAACUUGAUUUUUCAGAUUUGACAAUUGUGAUUUUCAAGACCUGUGAUAGAAGGAUCGUGUAUUGCUGUGGACAGCAGUUGUGUUCUUCUGGGAUGUUUAUUGGCAGUAUCUGCUACCACUAAUGAGAAACCUUGUUGCUGGUAGAUAUCGCUCUUUCACACUGAUCUGUAUGAAAGUUUAUUUCCACCACAGAUUAAAAAGGUAUUUUACAAUUCUGACUU